AUGGCUUUAUGGAAUUGUAGGGGUUUAGGACAGGCGGACUCCUCUAAAAUUCCUUAUAUUUCCUCUCUAGUCCGCUCUUAUGGUUUGGACAUGAUCUGUCUUUUGGAAACUAUGUUACCUGUAGAAAAUAUUGUAAAAAAAUUAGCAUAUUUGCCUUUUUUGGGUUGUUGUGGCAUAGAUGCUAUAGGACAUAGUGGUGGUUUGUUUAUAUGUUGGUUUUCUCCGGUAGGUUUGGGUCCUGUUUAUAGUUCUCCUAAUGUAUAUCUCUGUAAAUUGGUGCAAGGAGAUGAAAUAAAAUAUGUAAUGUUUGUGUAUGGCUCGCCUCAUAUUGCUAAUCGUAUGGAGAUUUGGAAAUCGAUUAGCGAUAUUUUAGAGUCUCUUUCGAAUGUGAUAAUCAUUGGAGAUUUUAAUCAAGUGGAAUAUGGUUCAGAUAAAUUAGGUGGUAAUUUUUUUAUCCCAGGUCAAUUGGAGUUUAUGACUUGGCGUAUGAGUAUAGAUUUAUUGGAUGUUCCUUUUACGGGCCUUCGUUUUACAUGGUCUAAUAAUAGAUUAGAUUCCGAUCCUAUUUUCGAACGUUUGGAUCGAGCUUAUGAGUCUUCUACCUGGUUCUCUAAUUAUCCAGACUCCAGAGUUAUUCACCAGCCUAUUUUAUUCUCCGAUCAUGCUGCAAUCAUUUUUGAUGAUACAGCUCCUUCUGAUUAUACCAAACGACCAUAUAGAAUUGAGAACUGGUGCUUAUCAGCUCCGGAAGUUCAGAACAUCAUUUCCUCUGUUUUUUGUUUGUUUUUUCCAGGCUCUCCCAUGUUUGCUCUUUCCAGGAAACUCUAA
Molecule: messenger RNA, 828 nt
Organism: Chenopodium quinoa (quinoa)
Lineage: Eukaryota; Viridiplantae; Streptophyta; Magnoliopsida; Caryophyllales; Amaranthaceae
Exons: 1
Coding region: 1-828 (275 amino acids)
Molecular function (GO): catalytic activity
Source: RefSeq, a predicted model, not a curated record